Babesia ovata is the source of this 825-nucleotide messenger RNA. Its product is annotated as PTS cellobiose-specific IIC component, putative. The record is from RefSeq and is a predicted model, not a curated record. The transcript has 2 exons. Lineage: Eukaryota; Apicomplexa; Aconoidasida; Piroplasmida; Babesiidae. The coding region runs from base 1 to 825 and encodes 274 amino acids.
AUGUCUGGAACACGGCACAGCACGCGUAACAGGCGCCAAACAACACAGUUGGCACAGUACGAUGAGUCCCCUAGAAGGCCCGUAACCAGAUCGUACGGACGCGGCAGGAGAGGCGAGAAAUGGAAGCAGAGUGAUUCCAAGAGUGGUAUUCAGGGGGCCCACGCCGACAAGAACGGGUCGAAGAAAACGGUUCCUGAGGAGCCGCUAGAGGAGGAGGAUGCUUACAUGUGUGACAAGCUGGGAAUCAACCACAGCUGGAUUAAAGAUGACAUGAUCUAUUUGGAGCACCUCAACGAGUUCGCAACGUUACAGGAGCUCACCAACAAAUUGGAACAUUCGACAGAGCUCCCGAAGAAGGAGCAGGUGAAGGAUACUGGGCUGUGCGCCGUGAUGCCCUUCGCCAACCUCAUAUCGCCAGGAUUCAGCAACCACUACAGCACGCAGUACGAGGCCAAGCCCUUCGUGAGCAAGUGUAGUAACGUCGCAUGCGCCACUAACUACAAGGAGGUGAGUAGAGUGAUGGGAAAUGCGUUUGGGAUGUAUGUGGAUGUUUGUCUCUGUGAAUGGACUGAUUAUUUGCCGAAAUCAGCACUAACGCUUUUACAGGUACCGGCGCAUUCGAGGGCCGAACUUAUAUACGUGACGCCGCGGCAGAUGUACGCUAUCAUUACCACCAUACUGGGGCAGGUACUACGAAAUAGCGACGAAAUCUUCGGAGAAAUUGAUUGGAAAGCGGUUUCAAUAGAAAGCCAUCUGCCCGUCAGCGUCUGCAAGGAGUUCUGGUGGGGGUUCGACAUCACCCACAUUAAGGGUAAGCAAUGCUAA